This is a messenger RNA of Salvia splendens (bonfire salvia), 1741 nucleotides long. Its product is annotated as UTP--glucose-1-phosphate uridylyltransferase. Lineage: Eukaryota; Viridiplantae; Streptophyta; Magnoliopsida; Lamiales; Lamiaceae. Gene Ontology annotation, molecular function: UTP:glucose-1-phosphate uridylyltransferase activity. The transcript is spliced from 21 exons. Gene Ontology annotation, biological process: UDP-alpha-D-glucose metabolic process. Bases 79 to 1506 code for a protein of 475 amino acids. The record is from RefSeq and is a predicted model, not a curated record.
UCUUUUCAUUUCCCUUCUGGUUUCCUUCACCACCUUCCCUCUCCUCAGUGAUAACCGACUGAUCGUUUAUUCGAGGAAAUGGCGACCGCUACUCUCAACGCUACCGAUGCCGAGAAGAUCAACAAGCUCAAAUCCGAUGUUGCCUCUCUCAGCCAGAUCAGUGAAAACGAGAAAUCUGGAUUCAUCAAUCUCGUAGCUCGCUAUCUGAGUGGCGAAGCUCAACAUGUUGACUGGAGUAAGAUCCAGACACCAACUGACGAGGUUGUGGUGCCUUAUGAUACCUUAGCCCCUGUGUCUGAAGAUGCUGCUGAGACCAAAAGCCUUCUAGACAAACUUGUGGUGUUAAAGCUCAAUGGAGGCUUGGGAACUACAAUGGGAUGCACUGGUCCAAAGUCUGUUAUUGAAGUUCGUAACGGCCUGACGUUUCUUGAUCUGAUUGUCAUCCAAAUUGAGAGCCUCAAUAAGAAAUAUGGAUGCAGUGUACCCCUGCUUUUAAUGAACUCAUUCAACACUCAUGAUGAUACAUCAAAGAUUAUUGAGAAGUAUGCCAACUCCAACAUUGAGAUUCAUACAUUUAACCAGAGCCAAUACCCUCGCCUGGUUGUUGAAGAUUUCAGGCCACUUCCCUCCAAAGGAAACACCGGAAAGGAUGCAUGGUACCCUCCUGGUCAUGGAGAUGUCUUUCCGUCUUUGAAGAAUAGUGGGAAGCUUGAUGCAUUGCUGUCAAAGGGAAAAGAAUACGUCUUUGUUGCCAAUUCAGAUAACUUGGGUGCCAUUGUUGAUCUGAAAAUUCUCAAACAUUUGAUCAAUAAUAAGAAUGAAUACUGCAUGGAGGUCACACCUAAAACAUUGGCUGAUGUGAAAGGUGGUACUUUAAUCUCUUAUGAAGGGAAAGUACAGCUUCUGGAAAUAGCUCAAGUCGCUGAUGAACAUGUCAAUGAAUUCAAGUCAAUAGAGAAGUUCAAAAUUUUCAACACAAACAACUUGUGGAUUAACUUGCAGGCUAUCAACAGACUUGUUCAAGCAGAAUCACUGAAGAUGGAAAUUAUUCCCAACCCUAAGGAGGUGGAUGGGAUCAAAGUUCUUCAACUUGAGACUGCCGCAGGUGCUGCGAUAAGGUUCUUUGAUCAUGCUAUUGGAAUAAAUGUGCCUCGUUCUCGCUUCCUGCCUGUAAAGGCGACGUCUGAUUUGCUUCUGGUCCAAUCUGAUCUAUAUACCUUGAGUGAUGGCUUUGUUACUCGGAACCCAGCAAGGGCCAAUCCAGCUAACCCAUCUAUUGAUUUGGGACCUGAGUUCAAGAAGGUUAGUAACUUCUUGAGUCGGUUCAAGUCCAUCCCCAGCAUCAUUGAGCUGGAUAGCUUAAAGGUGACAGGCGACGUAUGGUUUGGAGCUGGUGUUACCUUAAAGGGGAAAGUGACUAUUACUGCCAAGUCUGGCGCGAAGCUAGAAAUUCCUGAUGGAAAGGUGAUCGAAAACAAGGAAAUCAAUGGACCCGAAGAUAUCUAAAGAAGUCAUAAGAGAUGAGAGGCUCAGCUGAGUUCAAGGAAUCGACGAGUUCUUGGAGGUGUUUCUUUUUUUUUUGAGGUGUUUCUUUUUUUUUGUUUGUAUUAUGUAAAAUGAAGAAUAAGUGGGAUUUCAUAUGUGCUACAUGAUAUUGUAGUUGCACUACUGCUUUUGUCCCCCAGUAGGUUGCUGCUGCUUCUUGUAAUGGGAGGAGUAAUAUAAUCAUCUUUUUAUUGUU